Aplysia californica (California sea hare) is the source of this 2770-nucleotide messenger RNA. Its product is annotated as glutamate receptor ionotropic, kainate 1. Bases 58 to 813 code for a protein of 251 amino acids. The transcript has 5 exons. Gene Ontology annotation, molecular function: signaling receptor activity; ligand-gated monoatomic ion channel activity. NCBI's taxonomy places the organism in Eukaryota, Metazoa, Mollusca, Gastropoda, Aplysiida, Aplysiidae. Gene Ontology annotation, cellular component: plasma membrane. The record is from RefSeq and is a predicted model, not a curated record.
AUUAUGACAAUCUAUUGCACUUAGGGCACGACCGACUACUCACCGCAGACCACAUCCAUGCGUGCCAUCAUCGCCUUUUUCUGGUUCUGCAUGCUCAUCAUCGAGGCCGCUUACACGGCCAAUCUGGCAGCCUACCUCACCCUGCAGCAGAUAGACGACCGGAUCAAAACCGUGCACGACCUGGCCGGCCAGACACAGCUCAAGUACGGCCUGGAGAGAGGGAGUGACGUCAUGCACUAUUUCAAGACUCAACGAGAAGACCCAUACGAACGUAUGUGGGCCUUUAUGAAACUCCACGAGAAAGACUCUCUCCUGACUAACACCACUGAGGUCAUCGCAAAGGUCAAGAAGGGCAAACUGGCUUUCAUCUCUGAUGGCGUCACCAAUGGCUACUACGCCAACCAGCACUGCGGGAUUGAAUCAAUUGAGCAGAACUUUGGCAGCAAAGAUUUCAGUCUUGGAUUUCCGAGAGGGGCCCCCUACCUCGAUGACAUCAACAGAGCUCUGCUGGAGCUGAAAGAAGAAGGCGUCCUGGACACUCUCAAGGAAAAGUGGUGGUCAGCCGGUCAGAACUGUACGGAAGAUGACGACACUAGGUCCAUCAGCCAGAAGACGACGGCAGAGCUAGAGCUGACCAACAUGAUCGGCGUCUUCAUCGUUCUUGGAGUGUUCAUCGUCAUUGCCAUCAUUGUCGACAUCGGAGAGCGAGUGUACAGGAUGAAGAACAAGAAGAAGAACAAGCAGGGGGAGACUGUUGAACUGAACCAAUCAAUGGACAGUACGAACGUGUUAGAGAAUCAGUUUGUCCAGUGACAUCUGCGGGUUUCAUGUCGACCUCUGACCUUCGUUGACUUCUUCUGAUCUUCCCCGACACGCAAAUUUUGGUGUGCUCCAUCUCCAACGGUCAUUAUCAACGGACUUCUCUAAGAACAGACUUGGGAUAACAAGAGCAAAACAACAGCAACGGUUAUUAUUUUUGUUGUUGUUAAACACUUUUGAAAGUAUACACUGAUAAUAUUUAUUCCACAAUUUGGCAAUGUACAUUAUGUUUGAAUUUGUUUUUAUGGCACAAGGAAUACUAUAAUUAGCAUCCGAAUACAAAUAAACACUUUUUCUUGUCUGGCUUCGAUAUGUAAUAUAUGAAAUGUCAGCUUAUUUAGAAUGGGGCCAUGCGGGACCUUUGAAGUAAGGAUAACAAACAAACGCCACCCCCCCCCUUUCGACCCGGCCCACUGACAUUUCAAUUUUAUCGAUAUUUUCUUAAAUGAAUUGAGCUUUUCCACAAAUAUUGAUUGUUUAGCCCAUGUAAGACAUUGCCAUGUGUACUUUGUCGAUCGAUUUAGAACAUGCAACUGCACAAUGAGUUAAAUUAUAGCCUCGAGCAAUAAGAAAAGGGGAAAGGCUUUUCUUGCCUUGCUCAUGGCGCUACCACUUGAAAAGACAACGGAGUUAUUCACAGUUUGAAUAUCUUAAAGUCUAGCUCAAAUCGAAGUGUACGUUAUCCCCCCUAUAAAAAAAACCCAACAACUAAACAAAACAAAUCAUCCACUCCCCCUUAAAAAAACAAACCCAGAAAAAACAAACGAACAACUAAAAAUGCAACAAAAACAAUGUAUGGCGUAGCCUAUACUUGCCGACCCAAGAGUUACAAAGUUCUAUAUCAGGAUUCUUAGAGUGUUUGGAAUGAGAGUGUUUGGGGAGCUUUCCUUGAUUCCCUCUAUAUCAUAUUAUAGUUAAAACACAUAUUCUCUUCGUUGUUUGAUAAAUCAUGUUAAUUUUGUUCUUCAUCCACGAGAGAUAUUGAGUGUGGAAACUUUGAAUUUAAGUAUGUCAUAUGCAAAGGUAACUUAGAUAAAACUGCGUUUUUCUGGGGUCUUGACUUGUAGAUCUUAAGAGACUAUUGUCCUCAGCGUUAUUUAUAGAACACAUCUCACCCACGCUGUAAAAUUGAUAUCACAACUUCUUUUUCAUACAAUCUACUUAAUUACAAUAUACACUUGUAAAACGUCAAUUUAAGCCCUGCCCCCUCCCUUAUUCAGAGCUUACUCGGCCUAGUUCGAACACAACACUAUUGUGGGGCAUCCUCUCUCGUAAAAUGGCAUUUGACUCUCUUUUCAUAAUUGGUGAAAGGGACUUUUUACUUAUACAAAGAAAAUUUAAAAAGUGGGGAGGGGGGGGGGGGGGAGGGGAGGGGAUGUUGAAAUUCUCUUUUACCCAUAAAUAAGUCGUUUUUUUAACGCAAUUCUGCCUUGACAAGUACGUAGAAUUUGGGCUCAAGUUGCUGAGAGUUAAAAUGAGCUAAAGCUCACAGAUAAUGUCGGGAAUGAUUUCAGUGACAAGACGCUUUGGUGAGUCAUCACGGGAGUUCCUUGAAAAACGAAGCACGAUAACCUUACCUCAUAAAGAGGACCCUGCACAAAGAAUACCGGUAAUGUCGCAUUGGUUGCCUGGAUUGGUGUGAUAUUGUGUGAUAUGAAACGUAAACAAAUUGCUGUAGGUGUAUUUAUAAUAAUAUGUAUAUAUGUAUUUAUGUAUUCAUAUGUGUAUCUCUGCCAUUGUGAACUAGAUUUCCCUCAAGGGGUGGAUGCUACUUGAAUUUCAUUUCCUUUGAAUUGUAUUAUUUUACUUUGUUAACUAAACUUAAUUGGGAAAAAAACAACUAAAAAAAAACAAACAAAAAAACAACCAAACUUUAAAAAAAUCUGCAAACUCAAACUAUUUCUUUUUAAUGUAGGUGUUUUACAUCCCAGUAGACACACUUUAGACCACU